AUGGUGAGCUCUAAGAUGCUGCUGCCCCUGCUGCUGCUGCUGUGGAUGCAGGGAGAAUGGCAGUGGGGGCUGGGAAGAACUGUGCGUCGUUUACCCUCAAGGUGCUCGCGUGAGAGUCUGAAAUACAGACUAGAGGUGCCCGAGUCAGUGAGUGUCCAGGAGGGCCAGUGUGUCCUCGUGCCUUGCCAAAUCCUGGACUCUCCAGUGAACUCCAUGACUGUCUCUGGCUCCUGGUUUGAGGAAGGGGCCGAUACAAGACAUGACUCCCCUGUGGCCACAAACGACCCCCAACGCCAAGUGCAGGACAGAACCCGGGGACGAUUCCGCCUCGUCCUGAAGGCACAGACCAAGAACUGCUCCCUACACAUCAGAGACGCACAGAAGGGUGACAGUGGCUCAUACUUCUUUCGGCUGGAUGCAUUAGAUGUACAUUGGAGUUACUGUGCAGACCUGGUCUCUGUGGAAGUGACAGCCCUGACCCACACCCCCAACAUCCUCAUCCCUGGGACCCUCAUGCCAGGCCACCCCAGCAACCUGACCUGCUCUGUGCCCUGGGCCUGUAAGCAGGGGACACCCCCCAUAUUCUCCUGGUGGUCAGCUGCCCUCACCUCUCUGGGCUCCAGGACCACACACUCCUCUGUGCUCACCCUGAGCCCCCAGCCCCAAGAUCACGGCACCAACCUCACCUGUCAGGUGAUGUUACCUGCUGUUGGUGUGCGCGUCGAGCGGACCAUGCUGUUCAAUGUCAGUGAUACCAUGGAGAGGAAGACCAUCACUAGCACAAUGAGACGGACCCUGCACUUGGGGUCCAGCACUCCACCUAUAGCCUGA
Molecule: messenger RNA, 831 nt
Organism: Octodon degus (degu)
Lineage: Eukaryota; Metazoa; Chordata; Mammalia; Rodentia; Octodontidae
Product: sialic acid-binding Ig-like lectin 6
Exons: 3
Coding region: 1-831 (276 amino acids)
Biological process (GO): cell adhesion
Cellular component (GO): plasma membrane
Molecular function (GO): sialic acid binding
Source: RefSeq, a predicted model, not a curated record